UUGUUUCGACCUUUUAAAAAGAACUGCUACUCGUGAUUUUACAAGUCGCCACUCAGUGCGUGUUUUCAAACAUUAAGAAUGUGAUUGGUUGAUUUUCGUAGAACAUUAUAACUUUACCUGUCUUCGUGUUUUUAGAUAUUACAACUAAAAAUUAAAAAUAAAGAACCUAACAAUUAAUGCCAUAUUGACACGGCAGCCAUGUUUUGAUAACAGUUCGGAAGGCGUGCUAAGAUGGUAGACGUGGAUACGGCUAGAAGGAAACUCCUUGAGGCUUUAGGGGAAUAUGCAGAACGGUACUGGAUUAAUAUGAAGCUAUGGUACAAACAGAAGAUCAGCAAAGAUGACUUUGACACACAAGCUUUUGAGUUGUUGGGUCCAGGAAAAAUUAAUUACCAUAAUGAAUUCAUAUUGUCAAUCUUAGCAAAAUGCCAAGCGAUUGCGGCCAGUGCACCUGCUACCCACUCAAAAUCGACGCAAAAAGCUCAUCCCAAAUCCCUUCACCUUCGGAAACCCCGGGUGAAGCGACGUAGCGAAGAUAAUAAUACACCACAGCAAGGUUUUAUCAGCAGUGAUCCACUGAAAACGACUCCACCAUUCUUGAGCAAGGGUGAAGACCAGCAAAAUAUUAGUCUAUGUUCUCAAGAGUUGGUUCUACCAGAUAUAUCAACACUGCAUGGUCGGUUAUAUCUUGGAGCGUGGGAUGCGGGUUUAGAUUCGAUAGCAGAUGAAACAGCACCAUUGCUUGCUGCUGCAGUUGAGGCUCAUCUCAAGAACAUUCUGCAGGCGUGUAUUUCACGUAAAAAACCAUAUGCUAUCCGCUCAGGAAGUCAUUUUCAAUAUAAAUUCGGUUCCGCUCACAUGAGAAGUAAUUUAUGCAACGGAAACCUGUACGAGGAAAGAAAUUUUCACCAACAGCGAACACAAGACCAACUUGGCCAUUCGAACCCUCAUCGGACAUACGACCAGGCCGAAGCAGAAGCCUAUUCAAAAUUCGCUUCUGCGGAAGUUCGAAACUCAGUAUUAUCUCCAAUAUCAUUGUUCGACCUGAGAAGUACCCUUCAAGAGAACCAGAACAUCAUUCCGAGUCACACUGUUCGCACUGGCAACAUGGAACGCGUGUUAAGCAACAUGUGGCAUCCUGGACAUGAUGAAAUUUGUCAAAACGAGCUGUACAUCCUGGAGACGCGGAAGCUGCAUGAAAAGCUUAAACAACAGCGUGGUUUAAGAGUAUGAUAUCCAGCUCAAUAUUUCAUUCCGGUGAAUGUAUUUUGAAAUGUGUGAAUGCUAUUAUUAGCGAUCGUCAAUUCUUCAUAAGCUUGUGCCAACUUUUUUAGUAACAUUCCACUAGAUGUAUUAAAUUCUUUUCCAAAUACUCUUUCUCAAUUUUUAUUGUAUUGUUUAGUCACAAGAGAUAAUUCAGACAUGCA
Molecule: messenger RNA, 1427 nt
Organism: Hydractinia symbiolongicarpus
Lineage: Eukaryota; Metazoa; Cnidaria; Hydrozoa; Anthoathecata; Hydractiniidae
Product: transcriptional adapter 1-like
Exons: 9
Coding region: 232-1233 (333 amino acids)
Biological process (GO): regulation of transcription by RNA polymerase II
Cellular component (GO): SAGA complex
Molecular function (GO): transcription coactivator activity
Source: RefSeq, a predicted model, not a curated record